UAUUUCAAGUAUCCUUAUACUGUGAUCCAUCUUCAACAUUAGGAAAAUAUCUUUAUCUUAUGAAAAUCUUUUGAAAAUCUGAAUCUAGACCAUAGUGAUUCGUAACACAGGUAGAAGCUUAUCCUGUAAGAAGUGCAGAGCGCCUUAGCGUGUCUCGCCUGAGAAAAAUGGGUGAAGAAGAGCUGAAGGGGAAGGCGCUUGCUGAUGACGAUAAUAAGGAGGAUGAGGAGAACGAGAAUGACGAGGAGGAGAUGGAGAUCCCCGCUACUGUAAGCUUUCCAAGGAGCUCUCAAAGGCAACCUCCGCUCCCACCUCUUAAAGUGGAGGUUGAAGAUAAAGGAGGGUCUGGUUCACAGCAUAUGUGGCAGGUUUAUGCCCUUGGAGGAUUUUUGAUUGUGCGAUGGUUAUGGGCCAGAUGGCAAGAAAGAAGAGCAAGGGGAAGGAAUGAGGGAGAUGACAAUAACAAUCUUGAUGGAUCAGCUAAUCAUAGGCCCGAUUUUUGAGCGGGUUACUUUUGUAGUAUGCUACAUCAGUUGUGUAUUUGCAAUAGACAAUGAAUGCUGUGUUCAUGGAUUACUGAGUACACAAUUUUUUCUCGAUGGACUACAUAUGCUGGUUCCACAUUUUAAUGCUUGAGAAAUGACUGAAGGUGUUCUGAUGCUGUAAAUGCUGGCGCAUGGCCUGCCAAUAUUUUGUAGGAAUGGAUAAAUGAUAGAUAAUAAGUUAUAAUUGAUCAA
Cryptomeria japonica (Japanese cedar) is the source of this 737-nucleotide messenger RNA. RefSeq lists its product as uncharacterized. The record is from RefSeq and is a predicted model, not a curated record. The coding region runs from base 168 to 503 and encodes 111 amino acids. NCBI's taxonomy places the organism in Eukaryota, Viridiplantae, Streptophyta, Pinopsida, Cupressales, Cupressaceae. The transcript is spliced from 2 exons.